This is a messenger RNA of Exophiala oligosperma, 2456 nucleotides long. RefSeq lists its product as uncharacterized. NCBI's taxonomy places the organism in Eukaryota, Fungi, Ascomycota, Eurotiomycetes, Chaetothyriales, Herpotrichiellaceae. Gene Ontology annotation, molecular function: RNA polymerase I general transcription initiation factor activity; RNA polymerase I core binding. Bases 150 to 2222 code for a protein of 690 amino acids. Gene Ontology annotation, biological process: transcription initiation at RNA polymerase I promoter. Gene Ontology annotation, cellular component: nucleus. The record is from RefSeq and is a predicted model, not a curated record. The transcript has a single exon.
UGACAAUUCUUCACUUUUACCAGACGCUCUUGUUGCUGCCUUCUUCCUCAUGCUUGACGAGCGAGGCUGUCGAUUUUUCUUAAUUGUUGAGUAUAUCGACCUCGUCUCUAUCGUCCCAUGAUCCACAGAGCCUUCUUACGACUCCGGCCAUGUUAGCCCCGCCAUCUCGUCGGCCUGCUCUGCCGACUAGUAUUUCAACUCCUAGCCUCCCAUCGAACAAACCCCUCAGAUCACAGCCUCAGACCAUUCAGCGAAGACCGACCUUGAAGCGCUCUAUCGAUGAGACAAGCUUAAUGGACCGCCCCUCCAGCCCAUCAAAACGCUCAAAGGUCAUUUUUGAUUCUGACGUUGAGAUUGUCUCCGCCGAUGACGACGAAGACCUUGAUCCUUCCUUGGUGAAAGAAACAGUGCGAGCUGCCAUCGAGAGACAUCGUCUGGGUCACAAUGAAGAAUAUGAUCGUCUGCAGACGAUCUUUGGCACAAGUCCUGGGAAGCCAAACGCACCUUCCACAAAAGUCCUCAAGAUUCACCUCCAAGCGACACUUGCCAACGUGACAGGACUCACAAAAGACUGUAAUCAGUUGGUUAACGCCAUCCUUUACAGCGAGUGGAUCGGCAGAGAAGAUUCAUACUAUGCACUCUUUGUCAGAUUUUUGAAUAAUCUGGCUGCCGCGCAGCGAGGAUACCAGCACAAAAUCAUGUCUGUUCUGGUAGAUUUGCUGGGGCCACAAAAGACAAGAAGAAUAGGGUCAGCAAAGCCAGUGAGACAACCCACAAUUCAUCGAAGAGUGCUGCAAGCCCUCCAACAUAUCACACGCAAUGUGCCCACCGCGCCUGCAGCGUUGGCCGAUCGAGUCUCGUCCAGGCUGGAAUUUGAUUUUCAGAAGGCAGAAGACCGAAUGACGUACAUCAGAAACUUCAUGGCAAUGAUCCAAUUUGUGCCAGAGUUGACCUCCGACAUUCUGACCUGCGUCAUGAGAGAGCUCAUCAAACUUGAUGUUGCCGUUCAAGUUGACCUUGAUGAAGAGGAUGACGAUGAUGCCGAAGACGAGCUCCUGAGCCACAUGUCAUCAUCACAGACACUUGUCCCUGGUGCGAAUCAAGACAUGCUUAAGAGCAGUCUUGAUGAGGACAAUGACGAUGUCAGCACCACCGAUGACGAGUCCGAUAUGGAAGAAGAUGAAGACGUGGACUCUGCUACCGCUCGCAGGCAAAAACUGAAGGAGGACAUCAAACAGAUCGAUCUGAUCAUGGACAUUUUGUUUCAGUAUUACGCGAAACUGACGACCUCAACUACUCUUCAGACUCGCGACACAGCCUUGGAGCAGCUCAUCUCGCAAUUCCACACCCACAUCCUACCAACAUACCGUGCUCGUCAUCCCCAAUUUCUCAUUUUCCACUUUGCUCAAUCUGAUCCUAUCGUGGUGGACCGUUUCGUCACUUCAUGUGUUGCUAUCCUUGUCGACAAGAAACAACCUCAUCUCCUCCGACAUAGCGCGGCAGCGUACUUCUCAGGCUUCGUUGGCCGUGGCAGACAUGUAUCCCCUCAAGUUGUCCAGGAUUGCCUGGAACUACUCUGUGAUCACUUGACUGUCCUACGCAGAUCUUACGAACCUACCUGCCGGGGACCCGAUAUCAAGCGAUUCGGCGACUUCUACGCUGCAUUUCAGGCGAUUCUGUACAUCUUUUGCUUCAGAUGGCGCGACAUUGCUUCGGCCAGCUCCGAUUACGACUCGGACUAUGACGUCGACGAGGAUGAAGUCGAGACCUAUCAUUUCCCUGAGUCUCUGCGAGAAGCCCUCCGCGGAGCCAUGGACUCGCCUCUGAACCCUCUGAGGGUGUGCACACCGGUCAUCGUCGAGCAAUUUGCGAAGCUCACCAACGCCCUCCGACUCUUCUACGUCUACCCCAAGCUUGAAGAGAACAAACAUGUUCGUGUGACUGGUUAUUGGCGCGGUAUCUCGGAUUUGAGUAUCAGUAACCCAGAUCGUGAUACAAGUUGGGUUGGAGACAAUGGCAUGCUUGAAGGGUACUUCCCCUACGACCCAUACCACCUGCCCAUCAGCAAACAUUGGAUCGAGGGUGAUUACGUUGAAUGGGAGGGUAUUCCAGGUGAAGAGGCGGAAGACACGGAUUCAGAGUCUGAUGCGGGAAUGGAUGUGGAAGCUACAGAUGAGGAUGAUGACGAGGACGACGAAGAUAUGGAGUCUGACGAAGAAUGAGUGUAUGUUUUAAUAUCGACUCACCUUCAAUGUCUGCUGGAGAGAAGAAGUUUACGACUAUGAUGAGAUCAUACUACACGGCCAUUUCUGUUGCGUUCAAGCGAAAAAUGUUUUCCAAAAGUAGCGAACAUGACGGCGAAGGAUAUCUAGAACAGAGAAGAUGGAUCUGCAGACGACUGCAAAGAUACCUAAGUUUCUAGCAUGGACGCUUUCAUAGCAAAAAAGACUAUUCCG